Messenger RNA from Gigantopelta aegis, 2427 nucleotides. Its product is annotated as intraflagellar transport protein 57 homolog. Gene Ontology annotation, cellular component: Golgi apparatus; intraciliary transport particle B; centrosome. The record is from RefSeq and is a predicted model, not a curated record. The transcript has 11 exons. Bases 108 to 1340 code for a protein of 410 amino acids. Lineage: Eukaryota; Metazoa; Mollusca; Gastropoda; Neomphalida; Peltospiridae. Gene Ontology annotation, biological process: intraciliary transport; non-motile cilium assembly.
UGUCAUGCGCAUGGGAAACAUUCCAAACAAAGUUUGUUGAUGUCGAGUUAUCUGUGACAGAAGUGUUUCCAAGAGAGGUAAAACGCUAUUUUGCAGAACAUUCGGGCAUGAGUGAAGAGAAGAAGCGUGGGGGAGACGAGGUGGAGGAUGGGGGUCCCGGUCUCACGUACAUGCCCUUCGUCGUCAUGGAGGAACUCCUUGACAAGCUCAGGCUGCUCGACUACGAGAAGGAUUUUGUGCGCAAAUUAAAUCUCAAACCCAUUAGCAGACAUUACUUUGCUAUUGCGACAAAUUCGGGUGAACAGUUUUACAAGUUUUCUUCAUUAGCUGCAUGGUUGUUGCGGGUCGCGGGAAAGGAGUUUGACCAGCCACAAGAGUAUGACGACCCCAAUGCGACUGUGUCGGGUAUUCUAGAAGAAGUUCGCAGAUUCGGCCAUUCUGUUGACUUCCCUCCGUCCAAAUUAAAACAGGGGUGUGGUGAGCACUGCAUCUACGUACUAGACAGACUCGCAGAUGAGGCGCUCAAGCAAACUAACUUCACUUGGCACAGACCGGUGUACCCGGAGGAGCAGAUGGAUGAAGAAAACAUCAUUGAGGACGACGAUGCGGAACUGACGCUUGACAAGGUGGACGAGCCUCUCUUUGGGGGAGUUGAUGAUGAUUAUGAGGAAGAUGAACCGAUGUUGGAUCUCGAAGACUUGAAGAAACUCAAUAGAGCUAGAGCCGAUCAAGAGAGUUCAAAACCGGAGGAGAUUCUUGAAUCGAGUACAGACGCAGCCGACUGGAAACUUGAAGUAGAGAGGAUGCAGCCACAACUGAAAGUGACAAUCAGAACAGACAACAAAGACUGGCGUAUCCACCUGGAACAGAUGCAUCAGCACCGUGACGGCAUCGAGAAGUCGCUAACGGAGACGAAGGCGUACCUGGACAAGCUCCAUGACGAGAUCAGCCGCACUCUGGAGAAGAUCACGAGCCGCGAGAAGUACGUCAACAACCAGCUGGAACACCUCCUCCACAGCUUCCGCACUGCCAAGGACCAGCUCGCAGAGACCAAGGAGCGGUACCGCCAGGCCAGCGGCGGGGUCACCGAGAGGUCACGCAUACUAGCAGAGGUAACGGAGGAGCUGGAGAAAGUCAAACAGGAAAUGGAUGAACGUGGUAGCAGCAUGACCGAUGGAGCCCCACUGGUGAAGAUCAAACAGUCGAUCCAGCAGCUGAAGAAGGAGAACACUCAGAUGGACAUUCGUAUCGGGGUCGUAGAGCAUGUCCUGCUGCAGGCCAAACUCAAAGAGAAGAACACACAGAACAGACAGGCGUACGGCCUCAUUCCAGCUAUGUAGCGGUCAGUCUCAUCAACAGCCAUAUAGCGGUCGGCCUCAUUCCAGCCAUGUAGUGGUCAGCCUCAUUCCAGCCAUGUAGCGGUCAGCCACGUCUUGUUAUCAGUCUCCACCACAUCAUCCACGAAUUCAUCACUCAGUAGAAGAACGGCCGAUUUCAGAGAAGGAGUAUGCAUCGUUUCAGUGAAAUAAUUUUUCAUGGAUCAAAAUUAACACAGUUCGAAGGUCAUGGGUACAAAGUCUUGUCAUUGUUAUGCAGGUCAGAUAACUGUAAAAGUGUUUUUAGCAAAUAUUGUUUAAUAAAUGUGACAAGAAAAAAUAUUGAAAUCUGUCAUAAUGUCUGAAGAAGUUAUCUGAAUUUAUUUAAAAUCUAGGUCAAGUGUUGUCUGAAAUUGUUAAAAUCUAGAUUGUAGAUAAAUGACUGAUAAACGUCCAAAUGACAUGUGAAAUUUCACCUCAGAGUUGUGUCUGGUCUAGAGAUACUGUCGAAAAUCUAGGCCGUGCAAUUAUUCUUAUACUCGGACAAAAAAAGUUUAGCAGCAAUAUACAAAAUGCACUUCAAUAAAGGAAAAUUUGUGACUUUCAAUAUGGAAUCAGACACUGGAUUUCAUUGAUGCAUCAUUUGUCAGUUUAAGUAACAGAUUUUCUGUACUUGUAAAAUAAAAUACAGAACUGUCGAGUCAUUGAAUGUAGCUUACUUUUAUGUACAGUGCAGUUGUAACAAACUGCUCCACUUUUUUUUUGGGGGGGGGGGGGGGGGGGGUCUUAGUAUAUUUUUGUCGCCUUAUAGAAAAAAACCCAGAGAUUACAGUAUAAAAAUACACAAGAGAGUUUACCGAUUUUAAUUUGUGCCUUUGUGAAAGAAAGUAUAUUCGGUCAACACAGUUUAACUCCAUGGCCACAACAGCUUAAAGAAAUUAUCUGACAUCUACAUGUAUGUUAUUCCGUCCACAGAGUUUAACUCUUGUGCCACAAGAGCCUAAAGAAAUCAUUUGCCAUCUACAUGCAUGUUAUUCCGUCCACUUAUCAUGUUCAUCAACUGCAUGGAAUUUGAUUGUACAUAUUUGUUAAUAAAUUAUUUUAGUUUCCA